This is a messenger RNA of Oikopleura dioica, 1020 nucleotides long. The record is from the annotation of a GenBank genome assembly. Lineage: Eukaryota; Metazoa; Chordata; Appendicularia; Copelata; Oikopleuridae.
AUGAAAAUCGGAGCGGUUAUUUUGGGAUUAUUAGGGUUUUGUUCGGCGCUAUUGCCGGCUAUUCCUUUCGCGGUAAAAUUUGGAGUAGCCGCGCUGGCUCCUGCUGGUCUUCUUUUAUACGAGUACAUGGAGUGUACAUCUUAUGAGUGUUGCAACGAUAGGUGGAUAAAGCGAAAUAAGACUGAGCUCCGCGAAAAUCUCAGAGAUAGCAUUUAUGGGCAGCCUUUCGCCACGCGAAUUUUGCUAAACGCUAUUGGAAAUCGCUGGAGUGACCCUCAAAAAGAGUACGACAAGCCACUAGUAAUGAUGCUUCACGGACCAACAGGAGUAGGAAAGAAUUAUAUAACCAGAACACUGGCGAACUCGAUGUUUACUGCUGGAACGAAAUCGGUUUUUGUUCAUUAUAUGACGAGCGCGUAUCAUUUCACGAGUGAGGACAAUUUGAAAUUGCAUAUUGCAGACAUGCAAUCAUGGAUCGAAGGGAACUCGACUUUAUGCGGCGAAAAUUUGUUCGUUUUCGAUGAAGCGCGUCGAUUUCCGCCAGGACUUCUAGACGGAUUGAUGCACUUCAUGGCGCACGGAAGUCCUGCGGCGAAGAAAAUCGGAAGAAGUAUCUUCGUUUUUCUGUACGAAGGCGAUGAGCCAGUGGUCGACUGGGCGCAAGAUUUAUACGAGAAUGGAGAGGAUCGCGAAACGAUCAGCUUGCGCAGAGCGGACGAGAUGCACGAUUCUCUUCUUGUUAAACGAGGCUUAAUUGACUACCACCUUCCACUUCUGCCUUUGGAACGAAAACACGUGCGAAAAUGCAUCGCUGACUCCAUCUACUCUAACUACCUGAACAAAGGCGGCAACCCUUCUAUGCUCGGGUACGACGACCUCGACGAAAUGAUCGACGUAAUUGAGAAAGAAGUAAUCUUCUUCCCUGAAGAUACGCCGAUCUUCUCGGCUUUUGGCUGCAAGAAAAUUGAAAGUAAAGUUCUCUCUGAGUUCCGUCUUCCUGACACUGACCAUCAUUUAUAA